UUGUCAAUCUUCCUCCUGUUUCACUUUCUAGCGUUUUCUCGGCACCCAAACUGAGCUCCCUUUGUUAAUUGAAAUUUAUAUAAGUCUCUGCAGAAUUUGGAAGUGUCAGGCUGAUCAACGAUGGCAACAGCUACAUACCCGCCACCGCCGCCGUAUUAUAGGCUCUACAAAGAUUACCUACAAAACCCUAAAUCGGCUCCGGAGCCUCCGCCUCCAAUCGAAGGCACCUACGUUUGCUUUGGUGGCAGUUACACUACUGAUGAUGUGCUUCCAAGCUUGGAAGAGCAAGGGGUACGGCAACUCUAUCCCAAAGGACCCAACGUUGAUUUCAAGAAGGAAUUGAGGUCGCUCAACAGAGAAUUGCAACUGCAUAUUUUGGAGCUAGCUGAUGUUCUUGUUGAGAGACCAUCACAGUAUGCAAGACGAGUGGAGGAGAUAUCUCUUAUAUUCAAGAACUUGCACCACUUGCUCAACUCGUUGCGUCCUCAUCAGGCUAGAGCAACAUUGAUCCACAUUCUAGAACUUCAGAUACAACGCCGUAAACAGGCUCUGGAGGAUAUUAAGAGUAGGAGAGAGGAAGCACAAAGACUGCUCAAGGAGUCACUUGGGACCCUAGAUGGACAGUAGCACAGCGAGUUUGAGCUUGUGUUGUGAAUGGCUUCUUUCAUGGUGUUGAUCCCUGUAACAAAGCUUAUGUUUCCCAGGAAUACUUGGAGUCAGGGAUGGAACGAGUGUAGUUAAAAGCUUGACUUGCUCUCUCAUCUUGUGGCAGUUUGAUUUUUACUAAAGAGGAAUGUAUAUCAGUUUAUGCUGUAAAAUUAUCAGGGAUUAGCAUACCCUUUUUGUUCUCAUUUUACACGUUAAUCUUGAUAUCAAAUCUCUCUAGGGCUGUCGAAGUGAAA
This is a messenger RNA of Theobroma umbraticum, 902 nucleotides long. RefSeq names its product mediator of RNA polymerase II transcription subunit 7a. Gene Ontology annotation, molecular function: transcription coregulator activity. Lineage: Eukaryota; Viridiplantae; Streptophyta; Magnoliopsida; Malvales; Malvaceae. Gene Ontology annotation, biological process: regulation of transcription by RNA polymerase II. Gene Ontology annotation, cellular component: core mediator complex; mediator complex. The record is from RefSeq and is a predicted model, not a curated record.